Molecule: messenger RNA, 1602 nt
Organism: Verticillium nonalfalfae
Lineage: Eukaryota; Fungi; Ascomycota; Sordariomycetes; Glomerellales; Plectosphaerellaceae
Exons: 3
Coding region: 1-1602 (533 amino acids)
Source: RefSeq, a predicted model, not a curated record
AUGCUUCGGAACGACUCCGUGCAGGGCUUCUCGGUCUCGCAGCCCAACCUGGGCGCUGCCCUGCAGUUCAUUCCUGCUAUGGGCAGCCAGCUGCUGGACCAGCUAAUCCAUGCCUACAUUCCCGGGGAUGCUUCCAUCCAGGACAAGCGCUCAUUCGUUUCCAUGGACUUCUUCGAGUACUCUCGCUUGACCGGCGAGACCUUCAGGUACUACCCAGUAGCAGCACGUAACACGGCAACCUCGUCUGCCAGUUCAAGCCCCGCCCAGGAUUCCGGAUACGCAUCCCAGUUUGUGUCUCCCGUGAUUUCGGACGGUAGCUUCUCGACGCCUGCCUCUGUCGACAUCGCGACCCCUGCUUCCUUCUUCCAAGAUACUGCUGCCCAGCAGGCCGCCAAGAAGGCCCCAAAGAAGGCCGUCGCCUCCUCAUCUCGGUCGCCCGCUAAUGACUUCUCACACAUCCCCGGAAUGAAGAUCAUGACCCGUGAUGGUCUGGACAUCACAAACUCGGCCUCUCGCGGCUGCAAGACCAAGGAGCAGCGCGACCACGCACAUUUGAUGAGAAUCAUCAAGGCGUGCGACGCCUGCAAGAAGAAGAAGAUCCGAUGCGACCCUAGCCACAAGAAGCGCACGACGACACAGGCACAGGCUCCGGCACCCUCUCAAUCCCAAUCACGACCGAAGCCUUCCAAGAAGCUCAAGCAAGCCGCAAACGAACCACCGCUUGCCGCGCCACAAGAUUUAGGCAUAUUCGAUGCGUCUUCCUUCAGCAUGGAUGACGCUUUUGCCGACUUUGAGCUUCCCGCGACCACAAUCGAGUACCAAGAGUCUUGGGAGUCAUUCGUUCACUACGAUGAUGAGCCCAUGUAUGGUGUCCCUGUUGACUACGACUUCUUCUUCGACCCUGCCGGUCACUUCUCGCCCGGUUCGAACAGCUCUGUAUCCUCCUCUCAGCCAGCCGUCACUGCCCAGUCUCAGCCAGUCUCUCGACCACCAACCACGCCACCGUCUCUCCCAUACAUGGGUGCUGGCAGCUCUGGUUCCAACUACGUCGACUUUGAUCUGUUCUCGCCUGCUGCUAGCUUUAUUGACGACGAGUCUCUGCCUGUCAACGACAUUGCCAACUUCCACGGGGAACGUAGGAGCGACAACGUGGCUUCCAAUGCCCGCCCGUCCUCGUCGAACCCUACAGCGAGCGCUAGCUUGAUUGGCUCUCUGCCCGGAUACCUCGAGAUUCAAGAAUGGCCCGAGCCGGGCCUACCUUGGUACAACUCUGGUGCGGAGACGUUGGGUGUAGGAAGGCAGAUGCAGACACAGAACACACCGCUGGUGUCAUCUGAUGAGAGCCAAGCGUCCGGUGCACCAUCUGCAGCAUCUCCACAGCUCCCCGAUACUCAAGUGGAUGAACCUCUUACAGAUGCGCCAAGGACAUUCAGCACCACUAUCAAGCUUACGCCCUUCGGUUGCUGGUACUUCCGAGAUUACUACUGUUUCGGAUGCGUCAUCCUCGACAACGGUCGCUGCACGACUAAGGACUGGUGCGUCAAUGCAGAGGUCACAGAUGUCGUCGUCAGCCAGCCUCGCAAUUUCGCCCCAUGCCCUUGA